Gregarina niphandrodes is the source of this 855-nucleotide messenger RNA. RefSeq names its product UbiE family methyltransferase. Gene Ontology annotation, molecular function: sterol 24-C-methyltransferase activity. The record is from RefSeq and is a predicted model, not a curated record. The transcript has a single exon. Gene Ontology annotation, cellular component: endoplasmic reticulum. The coding region runs from base 1 to 855 and encodes 284 amino acids. Gene Ontology annotation, biological process: sterol biosynthetic process. NCBI's taxonomy places the organism in Eukaryota, Apicomplexa, Conoidasida, Eugregarinorida, Gregarinidae.
AUGAAGGCGCCUGUUUGCCAAGCGUAUUACGCACAGGGGUUUGACGAGGCCGUGUGUCACACGCAUUGUUGGCGCACGGCCGAGAACUGUGCGGAUUAUGUGCUUCCGUUAAUGAAGCCUUGGUUCAAAGUGCUGGAUGUCGGCUUUGGACCGGGUACGAUAACGUGCGGCUUGGCGGCGUACGUUCCAGAGGGGUCGGUUGUAGGUAUUGAGCCCAUGGAUGAGUUGAUUAGUAUAGCGGAGACGAAUAAGACGAAGAUGGGUGUGAAGAAUGUGGAGUUUUUGAAGGGAUCGUGCUACAGCAUUUGUUUCGAUGAUAAUACGUUCGAUUUGGUCCACGCUCACCAAGUUCUAUUACACCUGGAAGAUCCCGUCCUUGCAUUGAAAGAAAUGUUGAGGGUUGUUAAACCUGAUGGAUACGUGUGUGUGAGAGAAGCGGACCUUGACAUGAUCACCAUCUACCCGGAAGCUGCCCCGCUCAAGUUCUUUUUCACUCACUGGCGGUGCCACUCUAAGACUCAGAUGGGCCGACAGCUAAAGAAAUUGGCCAUGGACGCAGGCUUUACCAAGAUUGAUGGCUCUAUAUCCCAGUUAUUUGUAUCGAGCGAUACUGAGAGAGCGUGGUUCUACGAUUUGUACACCAACAGGGUCAAAGAUUCCAAAGAAGCGGCUGCAGCACACACGAUUGCUGUUACAGAAGAUGGAACACAAUAUAAUAGCACACACGAUUGCAAGCUCAAGGAAGACACAGAACGAAUGAAACAGAAAGUCAUUACAUGCCUCGAGGAAUUCAAGAGCAAUAAGGCCGCCUGGGCCGCUCUUCCAAACUGGCAAAUCGUUUGUCAAAAAUCGUGA